GCUCCCCACCGCUGUGGAAAAACCACACGUCAUCCGAACUCUCAAGCUGCAUCGUCGCGCCCCUUCAACCCCGCCUCAUAGACAGGAAGUGGUGCUAUAAAAGAGACGACCUUUCCCGUCCGGCCAAACAAACUCUCUCACGGCAAGCUACUCCAAGAACUUCCCAGGGGAAUCCAAUCCACAACCCAAGAAGCAUAACUUCUAUCGGUCACAAUGGUCAAAGUUCUGGCUGUUCUCUACGACGGCGGCAAGCACGCCCAACAGGUGCCGGGCCUCCUGGGGACGACCGAGAAUGAGCUCGGCCUCCGCAAGUGGCUCGAGGACCAGGGCCACACCCUCGUGACCACCUCCGACAAGGACGGCGAGAACUCGACCUUUGACCGCGAGCUGGUUGAUGCCGAGAUUAUCAUCACCACACCUUUCCAUCCCGGCUACCUCACCGCCGAGCGUCUGGCCAAGGCCAAGAAGCUCAAGCUCGCAGUCACGGCCGGCAUCGGCUCGGACCAUGUCGACCUCGACGCGGCCAACAAGACCAACGGCGGCAUCACGGUCGCCGAGGUGACGGGCUCCAACGUGGUGUCGGUGGCCGAGCACGUCGUCAUGACCAUCCUGGUGUUGGUCCGCAACUUUGUGCCCGCCCAUGAGCAGAUCGAGGCCGGCCGCUGGGACGUCGCCGAGGCGGCCAAGAACGAGUUCGACCUCGAGGGCAAGGUGGUCGGCACCGUCGCCGUCGGCCGCAUCGGCGAGCGCGUCCUGCGCCGCCUCAAGGCCUUUGACUGCAAGGAGCUGCUCUACUACGACUACCAGCCCCUCUCGCCAGAGAAAGAGAAGGAGAUCGGCUGCCGCCGCGUGCUCGACCUCGAGGAGAUGCUGGGCCAGUGCGAUGUCGUCACCAUCAACUGCCCCCUGCACGAGAAGACGCGCGGCCUCUUCAACAAGGACCUGAUCGCCAAGAUGAAGCCCGGCUCCUGGCUCGUCAACACGGCCCGCGGCGCCAUCGUCGUCAAGGAGGACGUCGCCGAGGCCCUCCGCACCGGCCACCUGCGCGGCUACGGCGGCGACGUCUGGUUCCCCCAGCCCGCCCCGGCGGACCACCCCCUCCGCACCGCAAAGAACCCCUUCGGCGGCGGCAACGCCAUGGUGCCCCACAUGUCCGGCACUUCCCUUGACGCCCAGAAGCGCUACGCCGACGGCGUCAAGCGCAUCUUGGAGAGCUACCUCUCGGGCAGGUUCGACUACCGCCCGGAGGACCUCAUCGUCCACAAUGGCCAGUACGCCACCAGGUCGUACGGCCAGCGGGAAGUCAGCACUUCUUAAAAUAUAAUGCCAAAAUGGAACUCAGUCUCAAAGAAAACAAACACACUGCAGUACGACUCUGGAGGAGGAAAGAGAGAAGAUUAAUGGUUGGCCACGAGGGCAAGCUACGAAGCCAACAAGUCUGGAGAAAUAUAUAUACCUCUUGUCGAGUCAAGCGUGUUGGCCCACCCUUUUCUCCUCUGAGAUGGCCGGAAGAAAGAACUGGGUUAUGUCUAUCAUAGUACUUAUGCGUCAUGAAUGUCAGAAUUUUUUUUUCUUAUUCUCUUCUCAUUGC
Messenger RNA from Thermothelomyces thermophilus ATCC 42464, 1591 nucleotides. RefSeq names its product formate dehydrogenase. The record is from RefSeq and is a predicted model, not a curated record. Gene Ontology annotation, molecular function: formate dehydrogenase (NAD+) activity; oxidoreductase activity, acting on the CH-OH group of donors, NAD or NADP as acceptor; NAD binding. Lineage: Eukaryota; Fungi; Ascomycota; Sordariomycetes; Sordariales; Chaetomiaceae. The transcript is spliced from 4 exons. Bases 214 to 1317 code for a protein of 367 amino acids. Gene Ontology annotation, cellular component: cytosol.